ACACUGUGUUGACUGGGUGUCAAGCCUUUGCCAUGUCCUCCCACAAGAUACUCAAGAUCAAACGGUAUCUUGCUAAGAAGCAGAAACAGAACCAGCCCAUCCCGCUAUGUAUCAGUAUGAAAACUGGCAAUAAGAUCAGAUACAACUCCAAAAGGAGGCACUGGAGAAGGACCAAAUGGGCCUGUAAAGAGAAGCCUCUCCAACCCUUGUGGCACAUCUUGUCUUGCAUUAAGACUUCAAAUGGCACCAACCUGCCACAGGCCUGUUUUCAGAGCUAA
Messenger RNA from Heteronotia binoei (common prickly gecko), 278 nucleotides. RefSeq names its product large ribosomal subunit protein eL39-like. The record is from RefSeq and is a predicted model, not a curated record. Lineage: Eukaryota; Metazoa; Chordata; Lepidosauria; Squamata; Gekkonidae. The coding region runs from base 33 to 278 and encodes 81 amino acids. Gene Ontology annotation, cellular component: cytosolic large ribosomal subunit; ribosome. Gene Ontology annotation, molecular function: structural constituent of ribosome. Gene Ontology annotation, biological process: translation. The transcript has a single exon.